Molecule: messenger RNA, 1655 nt
Organism: Aspergillus sclerotioniger CBS 115572
Lineage: Eukaryota; Fungi; Ascomycota; Eurotiomycetes; Eurotiales; Aspergillaceae
Product: kinase-like protein
Exons: 5
Coding region: 176-1426 (416 amino acids)
Biological process (GO): regulation of mRNA processing; protein phosphorylation; spliceosomal complex assembly
Molecular function (GO): ATP binding; protein kinase activity
Source: RefSeq, a predicted model, not a curated record
CAACAACAUCCAUUUGCUAGUUGGCGCAUAAAGAUAGCAUGCUGACCAGAUCAGACGCUAUUCGAUAAUGUUCCUCAGAACAGGAGUCUGGAGCUUCUCGGCUAGUCUACGAUUCAAUCGGACACACAAGACAGUAGCGAUCGGUGCCUCCUCGUUUCGUUCCCCUAGAGUCAUAAUGCCUUCGCUGUGGGAUACCAUUACAUCUUCGCUCAAAUCAUUCUCUACCAUGCCGCAAAGAGCCGCGCUGGAGAAGCCACGGGCCCUGCCAACGAGUGGCUACACCACUGUCGAUGCCGAUACGCUGGUUGAAGAGGAGGAGUUGCCUGAUUAUCAAGCCGACCGAUUUUAUCCCGUUCAACUGGGCGAGCUUUUUCAAGAUCGCUAUCAAUUUGUGGCAAAGCUAGGGUUUGGUUCUUCGUCGACCACUUGGCUGGCCCGAGACCUGAGGGAUCACCAAUAUGUCGCACUUAAAGUAUACGCCCAUACCUCGCUUCGUCAUCGGGAAUUGCCUGUUUAUGACCGUAUAAAUAGCCGUAUGGCCGAAAUGUCAUACAAAGGGCGAGGAAUAAACAACAUUCGAAAGCUGCUAGACUCUUUCGAGGUGACUGGUCCGCAUGGCAAGCAUGCUGUUCUCGUCUUCGAGCCCGCGCAAAUGAGUUUGCGUGAUAUGAGAUUUGUUUUUCGUCGAGAAGGAUUCGAGGAGGAAUUUGUCAAGGGCGCCAUUAUUGAGCUUCUCAAGGCCCUGGACUUUUUGCAUUCCCACGGAGAGAUUGUUCAUACUGACGUACACUCCGGCAACAUGCUACUUGGUCUUUACGACAAUAAUCUUCUACGUCGACUGGAAGACAAGGAGAUGGCGUCCCCUGUUACUCGAAAGAUCUAUCCCGAUCGAACUAUCUAUCUGUCACGGUUAACACUACCGAAGGAAGGACCUAUGCUUCUCUCUGACUUUGGAGAAGCGAGAAUCGGACCGGGCCCUCACGCAGGCGAUAUAAUGCCAUUGGAGUACCGGGCGCCUGAAACACUGCUUUAUGUGGGAUGGAGUUACCCUGUUGAUAUAUGGAGUGUUGGUCUUACAGCAUGGGACAUGCUUGGAUCGAAAAGACUCUUCACCGCGCGUGACGAAGACGGCGAUCUGUACGAUGCCGCUCAUCUGGCCCAGCUGAUUGCUGCACUGGGCCCACCGCCCCCUGAGUUCCUGGCUAGGAACCCGGAGAGACGGGCGGACUUUUGGAAUGAUCGGAAUGAGUGGUUGGGUCUGGCACCUAUACCGCAUGACCGGACAAUCGAAUCCCUUGAAGCUAAACUGGAUGAUAACUCGGGCUUUCUUCGCUUCCUUCGGAAGACUCUUACUUGGGAACCGGAGAAGAGGGCGACGGCUAAGGAACUUUUGGAGGAUCCUUGGCUCACGGGGAGGGAGGGUUGAGUGAGUUUGCAAAGUUCCUGCGCUACCUUAUCUUGGAAGAGUCUGCUUGCUUUGGUGCAUUCGCGUCAUGCAUUAACUUUGGACUUGAAAUAUACUCGAGGCUCUUGAUUGCAUGCACGAGGGACAGACUGUUUAAGGGUAUCAUUCCUGCUGCAGUAGUGUUAUUGAGAUAGGCAACCAACUAGCUUGCUUGCACAGGCGAACAUACCUUGUAAUACCUAAUAGAAUG